UUGCUUAUAUUAAUAUUGUUUGAUCAUUAAAAACAAACAAACAGAAGUUCUCGUUCUCGCGAGGUUUGGGACGAAGUCCCGAGACUUGCCCUUGUGCAGUGACGUCAAGCGUGUUCGUCAGAGGAGAACCUGUAACAGAAAAGAAAAAAAAGAAAAAAGAAAAAGAAACCCGCAGAAGAAAUCUCACGCGUUGUCCCGGAUCAGAGCUGGAGCUUGUGCAGGUCUUCUGCGUCUGACUGCUGUCCUCUAAUGCACGCGGAUAGCACUGCACGCGGAGCUUGCGCGUAGUUGUUGUGUUUGUUUACAUCAAGCACUGAGCUCGAGAGAGCGGCACAGAAGUUUCCACUCCUCUACAGGAAUGUCCCAGAAGGAGAGACCGACUUUCUAUCGACAGGAGCUCAAUAAGACCAUAUGGGAGGUUCCGGAGCGCUACCAGAACUUGUCGCCCGUGGGUUCUGGAGCUUAUGGGACCGUGUGCCCCGCGUUAGACACAAAGACAGGCCUAAGGAUCGCAGUCAAGAAGCUGUCCAGGCCGUUCCAGUCCAUCAUCCAUGCCAAGCGCACAUACAGAGAACUGCGGCUCCUCAAACACAUGAAACACGAGAAUAGUCCACGAAUCUUUGCAGCCUCUGUAUGAGCGUGGGUGAAACUCUACACUGGAUCACAGCCACCUACUCACACUCUGUUGCUCUCUCCCUCCCUCCAUUUUUCUACUUGCACACGCAUUCGUGUUCCCUGGUGUUGUCUGUCUGUCUUACAGAUGUUAAUGUUUAAUAAACGCCUGAAUCCCUGAACAGAUCAGCGCUUCAGACAUCAAUCACCCUUUUUCAUAAUGUGAACUGUGGCAGCUGACAGGCAGCAUCCAUGCAGGACCAUAGUAAACACUAGCUGUUCUCAGCAGUGUAAUAUGAGCAAAACACAGCACUCUGAUGAAAUCUUGCAGCAAAGGGAUGUCAUAUGUGUGACUUUUGUGUG
Sinocyclocheilus grahami is the source of this 975-nucleotide messenger RNA. RefSeq names its product mitogen-activated protein kinase 14B-like. The coding region runs from base 359 to 637 and encodes 92 amino acids. Gene Ontology annotation, molecular function: protein kinase activity; ATP binding. The record is from RefSeq and is a predicted model, not a curated record. The transcript has 3 exons. Gene Ontology annotation, biological process: protein phosphorylation. Lineage: Eukaryota; Metazoa; Chordata; Actinopteri; Cypriniformes; Cyprinidae.